Tetranychus urticae (two-spotted spider mite) is the source of this 1204-nucleotide messenger RNA. Its product is annotated as cathepsin L-like peptidase. Lineage: Eukaryota; Metazoa; Arthropoda; Arachnida; Trombidiformes; Tetranychidae. Gene Ontology annotation, biological process: proteolysis. The record is from RefSeq and is a predicted model, not a curated record. Gene Ontology annotation, molecular function: cysteine-type peptidase activity.
UGCGAAAUAUUGUAUGAUCAUAGUUAUAUAAUUUUCAUCCAUCAAACAGUAUUAAACAAUUUACAAUUAAAAUGAUCCGAACAACUUGUUUCAUCGCUCUUUUUGCUUUGGCCGCUGCUGCCAGUCUAUCCUAUGAAAAUGAAUGGGAAUCAUUCAAGGCCAAACACCACAAAGUUUAUGCUGGAGAAAGUGAAGAAGCUUGGAGAAAAUCAGUUUUCUUGAACAACUUGAAAAAAAUCAAAGCCCACAAUGAAAGAGCUGACAAUGGUGAACAUACUUACCGAUUGGGAGUCAAUAAGUUUGCUGAUUUGACCUUUGAGGAAUUCAAAGCAGCUUAUCUUGGUUUCAAAAAGAGUAAUCGCUCUGCUCCUCUUAUCCACAAUGUAAACAAAACUGUUCGAGUUCCAUCCUCAGUUGACUGGCGAACCAAAGGAAUUGUUGCCGAAGUUAAAGAUCAAGCUUCUUGCGGUUCUUGCUGGGCCUUUUCAGCCAUAGCUUCCCUUGAAUCAGCAAAUGCCCAAAAAACUGGAAAAUUAGUUGAGCUUUCCGAGGAAAAUUUGAUUGAAUGCUCUUGGAAUUACGGUAAUCAAGGAUGUAAUGGUGGUCUUAUGGACGAUGCAUUCAAUUAUAUUAAAGCUAACAAAGGUAUUGAUACCGAAAAAUCCUAUCCAUACACUUCUGGUUCAGGAGAUGACAGUGGACGAUGCAAAUACUCAGCUUCCAACAAAGGUGCUUCACUCUCAUCAUACGUUGAUAUCCCGCAAGGUAAUGAAAAUGCCCUUCUUUCAGCCGUUGCUGAACGAGUUGUUUCAGUUGCCAUUGAUGCUGAGGAAGAUUUGCAGUUAUACCAAUCUGGUGUUUUAAAAUCAACCGAAUGCUCACCUGAUGCUCUUAACCACGGUGUAACCGCUGUAGGUUAUGGUGUUGAUAAUGGUACUCCUUACUGGUUGAUCAAGAACAGUUGGGGAGCUGAUUUUGGUGAAAAGGGUUACUUCCGAUUGUACCGAGGUAGCAACAUGUGUGGUGUUGCUGAAUCAGCUUCAUAUCCAAUUGUCUAAAGGAUGACAUAAAAUUAAUUGGGAUCAACAACAUCGAUGAAAACAUUUGAAAGUUGCCAAUAAAAAUAAUCACUUACUUACAAUGUUACUUGUUAGACUCAUAAGAAUAUCAAUAAAAUCGUAAUACUUUUGAUCCACUCGAAAAA